UCGUUUAGAUCUCUAUGAUCUGGUGCGCAAACAAGAAGUUCCUUUUAAUACUUUCUUCAUUGUUGAGUGACACACGCUUGAGCUAAAACGAAUACAGCUGACGUCCACUUACUGGGACUGACGUUUUGAAGGCGUGUCUGGAUUCUGCAUGAGAAAAUCACAGUAGAGAAACACACCGCCAGCAGCUGGAAUCAGGUUUGUUUCAGCCAGGAAAAUGUUUGUGGUUAGCUUUGCGGUUUAGCUUUCCUUGGAUUCUGCUGUGGGAAGUUAUGCUCCAUGGAAAUGAAGACAUUAUGGGAGCUCCAUCAGUUCAUUUGGACAGAUGUUUUUGCCAGCACAAAUUGGGUUCUUCUGUCAGACUGAAGAAACCUGGUCCUUGUGUUACAUAUGCAAUGUGGCUGAAGAUACAUCUACUUAUUGUCCUCCUAUCAGGUCAAGCUUUAGGUCAACUAACCUCCACUGCUCCGUCCAGCAUUGCCACAUCAACAACAGCUUCACAAACCUCAGCAGGUGAAGCAUCUGUUGUUCCAAGCUCCCAAGCUGCUUCCUCUACUUUUCACACUUCUACAGUUACAGCAGUUUCUGAUAGUCAGUCUUCUGCUGCUUCAUCCAUUAUUCCAACUUCUGCAACCACCGUACAGACCUCAGUAGUGUUUUAUUUCCUUGAUGUCAAUGUGGAUGUCACUGGACCGAGUAAGAAUGAAUCCGACAUCAUUGCCUGGCUUGACCAGGUUUUCCGAAAUGAGCUGGGGCGCUGCAUGUUUCAAGGAGCAACAACUACUGCCCCCACAUCUCAGCAAACUGUAAAUGUGACAGAACAAGUGGCAACAACACAGACUUCACCGCAAAACUUUAGUGCAACUACAAAUGUACCAACAGUGUUACAGGGCAACAUAACAUCUAAAGCUGCAACAAUGCUAAAUGGCAACGACACAACAACGAUGGAAGCAAUAAUAAAUAGUAAUAUCACAACUACAGAUGCAACAGCAACACCAGUAACUGAAAACGUCACAACACCAGCUUCGAUAACAAUGUUACAUGACAACACAACAACCACAGUUGCAGCAACUGUUUUGAAUGACAACAAAACAACAGCGGCAUCAAAGGCAUCAAUCAGCAACACAACAGUUACAGCUGCAGGAACUGCAGCAUUUGAUGGCAACAUAACAUCAACGGCUGCAUCAACUACUGCGACACAAAGCAACAUGACAACUACUGCUGCUUCAACUACUGCAACACAAAGCAACAUGACAACUACUGCUGCUUCAACUACUGCAACGCAAAGCAACAUGACAACUACUGCUGCUUCAACUACUGCAACGCAAAGCAACAUGACAACUACUGCUGCUUCAACUACUGCAACGCAAAGGAACAUGACAACUACUGCUGCUUCAACUACUGCAACACAAAGCAACAUGACAACUACUGCUGCAUUAACUACUGCAACACAAAGCAACAUGACAAUUACUGCUGCAUCAACUUCAGCAACACAAAGCAACAUUACAACUACUGCUGUAUCAACUACUGCAACACAAAGCAACAUGACAACUACUGCUGCAUCAACUACUGCAACACAAAGCAACAUGACAACUAUUGCUGCAUCACCUAAUGCAACACAAAGCAACAUGACAAUUACUGCUGCAUCAACUUCAGCAACAAAUAGCAGCAUGACAACUACUGCUGCAUCAACUACUGCAACACAAAGCAACAUGACAAUUGCUGCUAUGUCAACUACUGCAACACCAAGCAACAUGACAACUACUGCUGCGUCACCUACUGCAACACAAAGCAAUGUGACAACUAUUGCUGUAUCAACUACUGAAACACAAAGCAACAUGACAACUAUUGCUGCAUCACCUAAUGCAACACAAAGCAACAUGACAAUUACUGCUGCAUCAACUUCAGCAACAAAUAGCAGCAUGACAACUACUGCUGCAUCAACUACUGCAACACAAAGCAACAUGACAGCUACUGCUGUGUCACCUACUGCAACACAAAGCAACAUGACAAUUGCUACUACGUCAACUACUGCAACACCAAGCAACAUGACAACUACUGCUGCAUCAACGACUGCAACACAGAGCAACAUGACAGCUACUGCUGCAUCAACUACUGCAACACAAAGCAACAUGACAACUACUACUGCAUCAACUACUGCAACACAAAACAACAUGACAACUACUGCUGUGUCACCUACUGCAACACAAAGCAACAUGACAAUUGCUACUACGUCAACUACUGCAACACAAAGCAACAUGACAAUUGCUACUACGUCAACUACUGCAACACAAAGCAACAUGACAAUUGCUACUACGUCAACUACUGCAACACAAAGCAACAUGACAAUUGCUACUACGUCAACUACUGAA
This is a messenger RNA of Xiphophorus couchianus (Monterrey platyfish), 2369 nucleotides long. Its product is annotated as platelet binding protein GspB-like. The transcript is spliced from 7 exons. The annotation marks the transcript as partial. Lineage: Eukaryota; Metazoa; Chordata; Actinopteri; Cyprinodontiformes; Poeciliidae. The record is from RefSeq and is a predicted model, not a curated record.